Messenger RNA from Anopheles aquasalis, 1818 nucleotides. RefSeq names its product juvenile hormone esterase-like. Lineage: Eukaryota; Metazoa; Arthropoda; Insecta; Diptera; Culicidae. The record is from RefSeq and is a predicted model, not a curated record.
AUCAGUUCUCGCACUCGCCAUUAGGCUCCCGUUGAGUGAUGUGGUUCAGAAGUGUGUUCAAUAGUGAGAAGUUAGGGGCUGCUACCCUUCUAGCAGCCCUUUGCUGGAGUGUGGCGCUGCAAAGGACCUCCGCACAACAGCGGCAUCCUCGCGUGUGCACCGACGAUGGUUGCCUGUUGGGGAUCUCUAUGACGGAUGUGAACGAUCAUCGUUUCGAUGCGUUCCUGGGUGUUCCGUUUGCCAAACCACCCGUAGGUGAGCUACGGUUCAAGAAUCCGUUGCCUGUGGAGCCGCUGAUCGGUGAUUAUAAUGCCACGGAAAGUGGGCCCGCCUGUUUGCAGCGAUCCGAGCUCGAUCCGGAUCAUUCCAUAAUCGGUAGCGAGGAUUGUCUCUAUCUCAACGUCUAUCGGCCGAAGCGAGACGGCUCGGAUUUGCUGCCGGUCAUGGUGUACAUACACGGUGGCGGUUACUUCUAUGGUUCAGCCGAUCCACAGCUUUUCGGUCCGGAGCGCAUACUGGCCACGCAACGGGUGCUACUCGUCACGAUCCAGUAUCGGCUCGGUGUGUUUGGUUUCCUAUCGACCGGGGACACCGUUGUUCCCGGCAAUGCUGGAAUGCACGACCAGGUGCUGGCGUUGAAGUGGGUGCAGCGGCAUAUCCGCCCGUUCGGUGGCAACCCGGACCAGGUGACGAUCUUCGGAGAAAGCGCUGGUGGAGCCUCGGUACAGUUUCACAUGAUCAGUCCCCUCAGCCGAUCGUUGUUCCACAAAGCGAUCAUCAUGAGUGGCAGUGCGCUUGCCGCAUGGUCGCUACCGAUAGACGAUCCGUUGGCAUUGGCACGCCGACAGGCCAAGCUGCUCGGAAUAACAGAGGCGGAUGAGCUAACCUCGACCGAGUUGGUGGACGUUUUGCGGUACAUUGACGGUAACGUACUGGUCGCCAGUGCGCCUCACCUACGCACCUGGUUCGAGCAUCCGAUCAUACUCUAUCGGCCCGUCAUCGAGCACAAGUCAGUACCGGAAGCGGAACGCUUUCUACCGGACGAUCCUCGAAGGCUCUGGACCGAAGGUUAUCUGGUGGAUGUUCCGUUGCUGAUUGGUACCGUUCCGGAAGAUGGUGCCGUGGUCAGCUUGCCCAUUCUGCACAACGCUACAGCACUGCAAGAGUUGAACGAAAAUUUUGCCAACCUUUUGCCAACGUUGCUGGCCGUUAAUGGUACCCCGGAAGUCGUAAAUCAAAUUAAGGAUCGUUACUUCAAAGGUUCUACGCCGUCACAGUUGAUCACGGCGGAAAAUUCACGAGAACUUACGAAACUGUUUACUGACGCAUUUCUCAAGUAUCCCGUCUACUUGUCGCAGCUGGAGUACAUCAACGCGACCAGCCGCGAGCAGACAACGCAAUACUCGUUCGAGUUUGUUGGGCGUCACUCGUUCUCGUCGUUGUACAUUCAGUCGAACGAGAGCCACGGAGUGGUGCAUCAGGAUGAGCUUAUCUACCUUUUCCGAAUGCCGGAGCUUUUUAAUGACUUUCCCGACGGCUCCGCCGAGGCUAAAAUGUCCAGCCUGUGGACGGACUUUUUUGUUUCUUUCGCUUCGACGAGUCAACCCAUCGAGCGUGUAGAAAAGGUUACAUUCAAAAAUGCGGCUUCAGACGACAGUUCUACCCUGAUCUCCCGCGAUGCUGCGCUUGAUGCUGAAAUGUUGGAUGUGAUUUUAUUCUGGGAUGAGAUCUACAAUUCCUCUUAUAUCGCCUAUCAUUGAAUGUUCUAUCGAGCACACUCCUUAGAAAGCAUUACGAAUAAAAGACGUACAAUUUACA